This is a messenger RNA of Motacilla alba alba, 6376 nucleotides long. It is a transcript of the gene NEK1, whose product is annotated as NIMA related kinase 1. NCBI's taxonomy places the organism in Eukaryota, Metazoa, Chordata, Aves, Passeriformes, Motacillidae. Gene Ontology annotation, biological process: protein phosphorylation. Gene Ontology annotation, molecular function: protein kinase activity; ATP binding. Bases 222 to 4082 code for a protein of 1286 amino acids. The record is from RefSeq and is a predicted model, not a curated record. The transcript is spliced from 35 exons.
UGAUUCUGCUUCCCGCGGUCCGCCCGGCGCGGGUCCGUCCCCAGCUCCCGCCCUCCCGCGGAGGGGCGCGGCUUCCCCGAGGCCCGGGAGGGGCCCGUGCCGGGCUCCCUCGCUGCGAGGGCGGGUUGAGGGCCCAGGGGGAGGCAGGACAGUCCCGCGCUUCAGAACGGGGCGGAGGCGGCUUCCCAGAACUCAAGUAAGGAUGCCUUAAGACGAGAACUAUGGAUAAAUAUAUCAAAAUACGGAAGAUUGGAGAAGGAUCCUUUGGGAAAGCAAUACUUGUCAAAGCUAAAGAAAAUGGCCAGCAGUAUGUCAUUAAAGAAAUAAACAUCUCUAAGAUGUCAAAUAAGGAAAGAGAAGAAUCAAGGAGAGAAGUUGCUGUUUUGGCUAACAUGAAACACCCAAAUAUUGUCCUGUAUAGGGAGUCAUUUGAAGAAAAUGGCUGUCUGUACAUAGUGAUGGAUUACUGUGAAGGAGGAGACCUGUUUAAAAAGAUAAAUGCCCAAAAAGGAAUCCUGUUCUCUGAAGAUCAGAUUCUGGAUUGGUUUGUACAAAUCUGUUUAGCACUAAAACACAUACAUGAUAGAAAAAUCUUGCAUCGGGACAUAAAGUCACAGAAUAUAUUUUUAACCAAAGAUGGAACAAUACAGCUGGGAGAUUUUGGAAUCGCCAGAGUUCUGAACAGUACUGCAGAGCUGGCACGCACUUGCAUAGGAACACCGUACUAUUUGUCGCCUGAAAUAUGUCAGAACAAGCCUUACAACAAUAAAAGUGAUAUCUGGGCCCUUGGUUGUGUUCUGUAUGAAAUGUGUACACUUAAACAUGCGUUUGAAGCCGGUAACAUGAAGAACUUGGUCCUGAAGAUAAUCUCUGGGCCUUUUCCUCCUGUUUCUAUGCAUUACUCCUAUGACCUACGUAAUCUGCUGUCACAGCUAUUCAAAAGGAACCCUAGGAAUAGACCAUCAGUAAACUCCAUAUUGGAGAAAAAUUUUAUAGCCAAACGGGUUGAAAAAUUUCUCACACCAGAGCUUAUUGCAGAAGAAUUCAGUCACAAAAUUUUCCACAAGUUUGGACCACAUGCUUCAUCAGUUCAAAGACCAGUUCAAGAACCAACAGUGACUUCAGUUGCACCAGCUCAGAAAAUUACCAAACCUGCUGCAAAAUAUGGAGUGCCUUUAACUAUCAGGAAGUCUUGUGGUGCACCUAAAAAGCCUAAUGAGAAGAAGCCAUUGACUAAAAUUAGACAGGAACCUUCAAAAAAGAAAAGGUUAGAAUUGCCUGAAAAAGAAAAACGCCAGAGAGAGCAGAUCAGUUCACCGAAGGCAGAUGAAAUGAGAAGAUUGGAAAAAGAAAGGAUGGAACGAAUAAACAGAGCCAGGGAACAAGGAUGGAGGAAUGUGCUUGGUUCAGGUGGAAGUGGUGUUAAGGCACCAUAUUAUGUCGGUGGAGGUGGUGUUGGUCCUUUUCCUGUGUCUUCCAGAGGACGCUAUGAACACUAUCAUGCUAUUUUUGACCAGAUGCAACAGCAAAAGGAAAAUGUCUUCAGAAUAGCUGAAGAGAGGGAAGCCAAAUUGAGAGCGAAACUACAAGACCGAGGAGUUGUUGAAAGAGGAAUUCCACCUGGAACACGUCCAGGAGUUCCUAAGGGACCUGCAGGUCAUCACCAUUUACCUGAUGUUGGUGCAGUUAGGAAAAAAGUGAAAAGAUUCAAGGAGGUGUCUAAACAAGCCAAUGCAAACAGGCAAAAAGGAUGGAUAGCUGCAGAUAGAGCAAAGCAAGUUGAAGAAUUCUGGCAGCGAAAGAGAGAAGCCAUGGAAAACAAAGCUCGAGCUCAGGGACACAUGGGUACACUGCAAAACCUGGCAGAUACCUAUGGAGGCAGGUCCAUUUCUGCAAGAGGAAGGAAAUCCAGAAACAAGGAGGAAGAGGAAUAUUUGGCAAGAUUGAGACAGAUCCGGCUACAAAACUUUAAUGAACGUCAACAGAUUAGAGCAAAACUUCGUGGAGAUAAGAAUGAAGCUGCCAGUUCUGAUGGACAGGACUCUAGUGAGGAAGCAGAACUGAAACGCAAGAAGAUAGAAACACAGAAGGCCCAAGCAAAUGCUCGUGCAGCAGUUCUGAAGGAACAGUUGGAGCGAAAGAGAAAGGAAGCAUAUGAAAGAGAGAAAAGAGCCUGGGAAGAACAUCUGAUUGCAAAAGGGGUAAAGAAUCCUAACGUGCCUUUUCAUGUGGAAGCUACAGAACAUAGUCCUAUGAAUGGACUGCAAGAGCCUGGAGCAGCUCUUCCUAAGCCACAACUUCCAGUGAAGCCCGGUGUACCUGUCAUCUCUAUGACUUCUGCUUUGAAGGAAGUGGGUGUGGAUGAUCAUGUAAUAACUGCUGUCCCGGAGUCUGGAAGGACUGAGGAAUUAAAAAAGCCAGAUUUUCCAGUACAAAACAAGCGAGAAAUUCUGAGAAGAUUAAAUCAAAAUCUUAAAGCUCAAGAAGAUGAGAGAGAAAAAAAGGAGGGUAAAAAUACCUCUGAAUCGGCUGGAUCUGAAGAUGGUAAAGAACAACAAGGUGACCAGCCACUUCUGGGAGAUCGCAAAAAAUGGGAAUCUGGAGCGUCUGAGUUGGUCGUUCCUCUAGCUCAGCUGUCAAUGGAAGAUUCUUUCUCUGGAGCAGAGUGUCAAACUAUAGGAGAAGUAAUUAAGUUAGAUAUUGGUGAACCUCACAGGAAAGUCUGGGGCAAAAGCCCAACUGAUUCAGUUCUGAGGAUCCUAGGAGAAGCAGAGCUGCAGCUGCAAACUGACAUCCUUGAGGAACAAGAUGAGAUAAAUGGUACGGCAGAGCUUCUUGAAGGAGAUCAUCAGUCUUCAUCAGAGGAGAAGGAAGAGAAGGCUUUUUCUCCUGUUGGAGCUCAGUCUGCAGUACCAGUUAGUGUUACAAAGUCUGUCAUAACUGUACCAGAAGAAUCUCAAAGAACUGGACCCACCCUGAUGCAGAGCAAAGCUAUUAUGCUGGAUGAGCCUGAUGAUUUGGAAGCGGAGGUGCUGGAAGAAAUGGAAGAUAAAAUGCACCAGAGUAAGGAGAAUAAGGAAUUCCCUAGCGCUGUUAAUGAAGUGUGGGUAAAAGAGAAAGAGGAUGCGGCACAUGACGGAAUGAAUGAGGCAGCUUCAGAGAAAGAAGCACUCAACAAGGUGCAACCACAAAAGGAAGCUCCAGCAGAAACUUGUUCCAGUGACUCUCAGCAAGCUGAACCCUUAUUCCAGAGGGUAAUAGAGGCCCCAGCUGUACCAAUAGCCUCGCCAGUUCUGUCAGCUCAGUCUUCACAGGAAGAGUCUUUUGUACCUCGUUCACGUUCCAUAUCACCAGCAAAAAAUAAAGGCAAAAGUUCAUUGUUGAUUGGACUUUCUACAGGACUUUUUGAUGCGAACGACCCAAAGAUGUUGAGAACAUGUUCACUCCCAGAUCUUUACAAACUGUACAGAACUUUAGUUGAUGUUCCCAGUGUAGCGGAUGUGCAGCAUCAACAUAAUCUCGAAACAGAUGAUACAGAAGAUGAGCAGGCCAAAGAAGGACCCUCUGACUCUGAGGACAUUAUGUUUGGAGAGACAGAUAGAGAUUUGCAGGAGCUCCGGGAUUCAAUGGAACAAUUGCUUAGGGAGCAGCCAAGUGAGGAACUGAGUGAAGAAGAGGAGUCUACUUUAAAGGCUAAUGCCAUGGAAUGCAUAACAAAUGGUACUGAGCUGGAUGAUGGAGAUGAAAAUAACCCCAGCAGUGAAAGUGCUCUUAAUGAAGAAUGGCAGUCAGAUAAUAGUGAUGGAGAGAUUGCCAGUGAAUGUGAAGAAUGUGAUAGUGUCUUCAGCCAUUUAGAAGAGUUGAGAUAUAACCUGGAGCAGGAAAUAGGCUUUGAUAAAUUAAUUGAAGUUUAUGAGAAAAUAAAGGCUAUACUUGAAGAUGAAGAUGAAAAUAUUGAUGUUUGUUCAACUGUAGUUCAGACUGUUCUUGGAAAUGAACACAAACACCUGUAUGCCAAAAUACUUCAUCUAGUAAUGGCAGAUGGAGCCUACCAAGAAGAACUGCUAGGUAAUGAUGAAUAAACCUGACUCAGGAAAUUCCUUAGUGCUUACUACACACCGGUGUCCGAAGUCUGCACGGCUGAACAACAAAUUGUAGUGGAGAAUGUAACAUGGGGCAGGAGAGGCAAGACUUCAAAAAAGAAUGUUGAUUGUAUGAAAAAGAGAAAAAACAUGCCUUUUAAACUGAGAUACCUUUAGAGCUCUCUUGUGUGGAUUUGCAUACAUGUUCCUUAAAUAUUAGGGGCCCAACAUUUUAAAAAACCCACACCAACCAACAACAAAAAAAAUCAACAAAACCCAAAAACCUCAACAAACCAAACAAAAAACACCCAAACCUGUAACCUCUCAAAUUUCAAAAGAAACAGAGAAAGAAAUACCUGUAUAUAUUCUGAUACAAAAGUGAGACCUAGAAUUAAAACAGAAUUUCUGCCAUAUGAACAGAUAGCUGGUAUGGUUGAACAGUUGGACGCAUUACUGUGUUGUGGAAGUAUUCACAUCUAGCUAUUCACUUACAUACUUCAAGUAGCUUUUCUUUACACCUACACAAAGAAAUAGCUUUGUUUUUAUUGACCCUCAUGGUUUUUUAAUAGUAUCUUAAUCUAGUGGUCCAGUUCAAGCAUUUCACUUUUAUUGUAUUUUGAAGCUGAAGGCUUCUGUCACAUCUGAAAUAUCUUGAUGGUGUUUCUUAAUUAGGGCAAACUGGUACAUAAGUCAUCAUUGAAAUGUCUGGAGGGGGUUUGGGAUUGUAAAAUCCAUUUGGACUUAGAAUACUCUUUUUUCCAAAAUUUUUCUUCUUGUUUUUCUUCUUCUUCCCCUUUCCUAUCCCCUUCCCAAAAAUCCCAGUUGUUUACCUCUCUUGAAUAUUGUAAUCUGGUCAAUGAUGAUGUACUACACUGUUGAACUGAAAAGGGGGAGGGAGUUUGCAGUUUGGCUUUGAAGUCCGUGUUCUCAUCAUUGCUCCAGCAGCCAGAGGGGAAAAUGAAACGUUGCAGCCACAAGUGCUGUGUAAUACUCUACAUCUUCUGGCUCCUGUAUUGUACAGCUUGGUUUCCACCACCCUAUAAGCCAGACCAGGUUUCUUCUGACACACAUUUCCUCAUUCCUUGUGUUGAAGCAGUACUAUACAGGAUAGGCAUUAGGGAUUCUGUUGUUUUCCAGUCAUCAUCUCUGCGUCAGCUUUACUGGUUUAUCCAUUACAAUAAGUCUCUUGCUACAGAUUUGAUGAACUGUCAAACUUUCAAGUGCCCUAUUGAAGAAAAAUAGGUUUGGUUUCUUGUUUUUUUUUUCAGCUAAAAUGAGUCUCAAUCUAAAACUGUCAAAACUUGCUUUUCCACAAAGUAAAAACAAGUAUAUAUAUAUUUAUUUAUUAUUUAAACUGUCAAAAUAUGUACAUGUUUUUUGUAUAAUUGCUUUAUGGUGUCAUUAUUAAAAUGUUGCCCACUGAAAAGGGUUAAAUUUUUUUAGACAGAUACCAAACUUACUCUAGUUCAGCAGUAUUGUGGGAAUCUGCGGUGAGAAUAAAAUUAUUCAUAAUAAGAAUAAAAAAUUGCCUUUAAUAGAUUAUUCUUUAUAUCCUUAUUUCUUUGAUAAACAUCUCUUACUUCAUCUGAUGAGAAACCAUGAGCAGUUUUUGGAAACAUUGUUGGUUCUGGGCUAUGCUGCUUCUUUUUUCAUUCCCUUUCCUUCUUUAUUUCCUUUUUCUUAACUUCCCACAGUAACUUUUUACCAGGUUUCUCAUCCAUUUCACUUUCCACUGCUGCAUAAUCUAUUCAGAGAGAUGAUCUUCAUGAGCUACGUCACUCAUGACUUAUAGCGAAUACACCCUAAAGACUCUGAAUUAUUUUCCUUUUUCAGGUUUGAUUUCUCAAAUCAUACCUUGCCCUUUUGGAGGAAGAGAGGACUCAAAACCUUAGAUCUUAGAUUUAAGAUAAUAUAGGAUAACUGCAUGGAAACAACAAAAUGCACAACUCGUAUAUUCUGUUCCCCUGUGAUUUUGAACCCCCUUAAGGUGAUAGUCUUACUGAAGUUAAGGAUUGGGCUGUGUUCACUUCUUUUAAAUUGAAAGCAUAUCAUUAUUGACAGUCUUCAUCUCUUAUGCAGUGUACUGGCUUCCUUCUGGUGAGAAACAUGGCAUAAUCUGCAGACUGCAAGAUUUACAAAUAGAGCUUUUUACCAAUUAAUAAUUUGAAAAAUACAUGUAGAUGGUGGACAGCUUUUUAAGAAUAAUCUUCAAACCUGCCACUCAAGACUGAAUAUCCUUGAAAUCUCUCAAAAGCUAACUUAUAACUGACACAGUAAAUAAGUUUGCCUGUAAA